AUGGGCUAUGACCAAGCCAUGUUUGGCUUCUCUCCUUACGGGCCAUACUGGCGUGAUGUAAGGAAGCUGACCUCAGUUGAGCUCCUCUCAAACCGCCAGCUCGAGUUACUCAACCAUGUCCGGGACUCAGAAGCCUCUCUUGGCCUAGAUGAAGGAGAAGUGUUGGCACCUGGCAGCAAAUGUAAUGGUGAGCGCGGUAGCUGGGAAAUUUUGAGCACCGUUACAAAUGACUAUGAGUCAAGACGGUGCCAGAAGGCCCUUGGCGAUUUGUUAUAUCUUUCGGGGAUAUUUAUUGUUUCUGAUGCAAUCCCCUUCCUUGGCUGGUUGGACACUGUGAGAGGAUAUACUGCAGAAAUGAAGAGAACAGUUAGGGAGGUGGAUCAGGUGCUGGGAAGCUGGGUGGAGGAGCAUCGCCGGAAGAGGUUCUCUGGAAGCAUGAACGAGGCUGAGCAAGACUUCAACCAUGUCAUGCUGUCUGUUAUUGAGGAUGGUCAGUUCUCUGAUCAUGACCAUGACACUGUCAUUAAGGAUACUUGCUUGACUCUUAUAAUAGGCGGCUCUGAUUCUACUGUGAUCACACUGACCUGGGCCCUCUCUCUGCUAAUGAACAAUCCCAGCACUCUAAAAAGAGCACAAGAUGAGUUAGACAUCAAAGUGGGAAAGCAUCGCCAAGUGGAUGAGUCAGACAUAAAGAACCUAGUCUACUUGCAAUCCAUCAUCAAGGAAACCUUAAUUACGACUGUACCCUGCUGCACCGCUUUCAGUGCCACGUGA
Molecule: messenger RNA, 774 nt
Organism: Vitis riparia (riverbank grape)
Lineage: Eukaryota; Viridiplantae; Streptophyta; Magnoliopsida; Vitales; Vitaceae
Product: cytochrome P450 CYP82D47-like
Exons: 3
Coding region: 1-774 (257 amino acids)
Biological process (GO): defense response to other organism
Molecular function (GO): oxidoreductase activity, acting on paired donors, with incorporation or reduction of molecular oxygen; heme binding; monooxygenase activity
Source: RefSeq, a predicted model, not a curated record